Aspergillus eucalypticola CBS 122712 is the source of this 681-nucleotide messenger RNA. RefSeq lists its product as uncharacterized. The coding region runs from base 212 to 589 and encodes 125 amino acids. The transcript has 2 exons. The record is from RefSeq and is a predicted model, not a curated record. NCBI's taxonomy places the organism in Eukaryota, Fungi, Ascomycota, Eurotiomycetes, Eurotiales, Aspergillaceae.
CGAACAAAAUUCACAUCCACACACACACACACCAUCAACAAGGCAGCGAGACGAGGACCCAUUGGAGGUUGGGUUGGAAAAGAGAAGAAAGUGGUUUUGUGCCACCAAACUGAAUUGCUCCGACCCGGUCGCGGCUGUCAAUCCCUCCCGGAUUCGCACUGGAAUCUGGUCCAUCGCGGCGGGGCCGGGACUGGGUCAGCUCCAGGUUCAAAUGGCUGGACGGGAUUCAACAACAUCGCUAAAGGGAGCGAUGGGCCAAUCAAGGAUCGCAGCGACGGGGGAAGGAAUGUCAGAUUUCCGCCUUCUCCGUCUGUAUGAGAGUGGAGCCCGAGAGAUGGAGCCCGAAGCCCGUGAGGAACAAGGCAACCCGGUUACACAGGCUGGAUGCCAUUGGCAUCACAUAAUUUAUGAGUCGGUUCAUAUCGUGUGGAUGAUUUGUGAUCGAACAACUUAUGUACCCAUUGACAACUAUGCAAACAAAAAGAUGUGUUUUGAACAGCAAGGAAGGGAUGAAAGAAAUCAAAGUCCAGAUAAAACAUGUGCCCCAACCAACUCCACGCGCUUUAAGGACAGUCACGCUUAUAGAUGAGAUAUGACCAAUGAUAAAUGGCUAGAGAAAAAAAAUGCAACUUCAGGAAGAGACGGAGAUGGAAACAAAACAAAGGAGUAUCCCGGUGGUAU